This is a messenger RNA of Suillus paluster, 454 nucleotides long. RefSeq lists its product as uncharacterized. Lineage: Eukaryota; Fungi; Basidiomycota; Agaricomycetes; Boletales; Suillaceae. The record is from RefSeq and is a predicted model, not a curated record. The annotation marks the transcript as partial. The transcript is spliced from 3 exons.
GUCAUUGUUAUCGUUGCUGUCGUCGUGCUUCGUGAUGCGGAAGAAGAACACCGGAGUCGCGAUUCCCGAAAUUGAAUGGACAGCUGAUGUGAUCUGGCAAUUGCUAACCCAAAUAGAGUUGUCAGAAAACAGAGUCGUGCUGCUGGGGAAGCGCAAGAAGGGCGAGAGAACAUCGGGCGACAGCAAAGUCACCAUUUACCAGCGCAUGGGGGCCGCGAUAUUCCCACAGUUACAUAGCUUGAAUGCUGUUGCAGUUGGAGAACGUGUCAAACGGAAAUAUGAGCACCUGACAAAGGAAUACAAAGAGCUGGCUCGCUGGCUUUGGACAACAGGUGAAGGCAUCCAAGCUGAUACAGAUGGCAAUCUGUCCGAUGGUGACAAUGAAUAUUUCAAGUGUUAUGUUCCUGCUUCUGGACCAAACGAGACAACUACUUCGAGGGCACAGUCCAUUUGG